Molecule: messenger RNA, 477 nt
Organism: Peronospora farinosa
Lineage: Eukaryota; Oomycota; Peronosporomycetes; Peronosporales; Peronosporaceae
Source: the annotation of a GenBank genome assembly
AUGGGAAAGGGAUCCGACCGUUAUGGGAAAGGGGUCCAACCGAAAGGAAUCCAGCCAUUAUGGGAAAGGGAUCCAACCGUUGGCGAGAAAGGUCCCGAUAAGCGAUGGGCGGUGCUCACCUCCAAGCGUGGACGCACCUUUUAUCACAAUACAGAGACGGGAGAAGAUCGAUGGGAUAAACCCGUAGACCUGGAGGCUGAUGUGGCCGAAGAUGCUUUCGUUCCGUUUAAGAACGACGCAGUGAAGAAGGCAGUAUUGCGUGAACAAAUGAAGUUGGAGGCUACGAAGAUGGGCGUGCCGGUGGAAGUGGUGGCUGCUACGCAACAUCGAUUACAGCAUGAGGACAAGGCUGGUGACCCCUUUGCAAACAUGAUGGUACGUGAGGAUAAAACCGGGAAGAAGAGCACUCCUAUUCGAGCUGAUAAUCCCGACCAACGGCGUAACUUCGGACCUGCUCAGUUAUACAUAACUGAGUAG